This is a messenger RNA of Caenorhabditis angaria, 2594 nucleotides long. NCBI's taxonomy places the organism in Eukaryota, Metazoa, Nematoda, Chromadorea, Rhabditida, Rhabditidae. The record is from the annotation of a GenBank genome assembly.
AUGCACGAAUUUUUCGAGCACAGAGGUAGGCUGGAAUUUUUUUGGCUGAAAAUCUGGAAAAAAAAUCUGAAAUUGUUCCAGAAAUGUUGCUGGCUUUCAAUUUGACCGCUUCCAUUGAGGAUGGCUCGAUUUCAGCGUUCAAUGCCGUUUUUGUGCUCAUUAUUUUCGUUUGCCUGGUCUCGUGAGUGCUUUUUGCAACGAUGCUCCGCGUUUACACCCCUUGAAAAUCUAGUUUUGGAGGCGAAAAUUGAGGGUGUAAGAGUGGAGCAUCGUUUAACAUUUGAAAAAUCGAAGGUUCAAAGGUGUUAACGCGGAGCAUCGUUGUGAAAUUCAUAAGUUUCUAGCUUUAAUAUUUUAGGUGUAAAGUUGGAGUGUCGUUUGGAGCUUUUUGCAACGAUACUCCGCGUUUACACAUUUUGAAUAUUCUGUUUUAGCGAUGAAUUUUGAGGGUGUAAGAGCGGAGUAUCGUUAAAAAAUAACAACAACCCUCCGCUUUUACACCUCGAAGCUUUGAGGAUGUAAGAGCGGAGCAUCGUUGUGAAAAUCAUAAGUUGACAUUUGAAGGUGUAAAGUUGCAACGAUACUCCUCGUUUACAUAUCUCGAAUAUUUUGAUUUAGCGCUGAGUUUUGAGGGUGUAAAAGCGGAGCAUCGUUGUCAGAAGCCAAACUCAAAGUUAGAAGGUGUAAAAGUGGAGCAUCGUUGUGAAAUUCACAAGUUUCCAGACUAGUUUGGAGUUAUCAACGAUGCUCCGUGUUUACACCCCCUAAAAACUCUAGUUUUCACGCUGAAUUUAUAGUUGUAAACCCGUAGCAUCGUUGCAGAAUCUUCUACUACCUCCUCAACAUCUGCAUCGACAUCCGCGUCUCCAACCUCGACACCAACAUGUCAAAAUUGCAUCACACAAUCUACAUCACCUGCCCAAUCGGCUGCCUCACCCUAAUCGCCCAAAAAACAUUGCUCAUGCUACAAAAUCCCGCCGGUUUCGAUCCGGCCAAUCAAAUCUUCCAAAUAUUAUUCAUCCUGCGAUUCGCCUGCGUCUUCCCCGGUCAACUUUGUCUCUCGGUUUUCGUCAUCGAAAGAUCGUGUGCCACGUGGUUUCUGGCUGAUUAUGAGACGAAAUCGAGGAGUUGGAUAGCGUUCAGCAUCGGCUCCGCCAUCAUUUUUGCCAGCCUCUUCAUGGCGUGGACACUUGCGUUGACGUCAGACCCGAUUUUCCACGUCGCCGCCAUUUUUGCGUUGAAUAUUGCGAGUUGCUGCGGAAAUUUGGCCACGUUUUGUGUGAAUAAAAAAGCGUAUGAGAAAUGCCAACGUGGCAGCUAUUCGUUGGCUGAGCGAUUUCAGAUUUCCGAGAAUAUUCAGUUCUAUUUUGUGAGUUUUGAGUUGGAAAAGGGGGGGGGGUGCCACGUGGAUUUAGAUUAAAAAAUUGCCACGUGGCAUAACUUUUGAGGUUUGAUCUUUGAUCUUUCCAUUUUGGCAUACGGAUACAAAAAAAUGCCACGUGGAAUUUUGAGCUUCAAAAUGUUCAGAUUUUCUAGAAAUUUCCGAACACGUAGAUUUUUGAGCUUCCGAUUUUUUCCUAUGUGAAUUUUGAUCUUGCCACGUGGAUUCUGAAUUAAAAAAUCAGAUGUUCUGAAAUUGUAAGAUGUUUAAGUUUCAAAAUUUUGAUGCCACGUGGAUUAUUUUUUUGGAUCGAAAAUUUUUGAAUUUAAAUCGUUUGCCACGUGGGUUUUCAGCUUCAAAGUUUCAGAUUAAUUUCUCCCGAAAAUCUGAAAUUCUGAAACUUUUUUUGAUUCUGAAAGAUUCUACUACGUGGAUUUUUUUGUAAUUCAAAUUUUUGAACCUAAUCUUUUAGCCACGUGGAUUUUGAGCUUCGAAGUUUCAGAUUAAUUUUUCUCUGAAAUUAAAAAAAAAUUAGAUUCUGCUAAUUUCGACACGUGGAUUUUCAGCUUCAAAAUUUUGAUGCCACGUAUCACGUAGAUUUUUCUAUGCUUAAAAAUUUUGCCACGUGGACCUUUGAACUUCAAUUUUCCCGAAAAUCUUAAAAUUUUUAGAUUCCAAGUUGCCACGUGGCAAAUGUUCUGCCCAAAAAAAUUCCAAAAAUAUUUCCACGUGGAUUUUCAGCUCUGAAAUUGUAACCCUCCCAAAUUUUUGCAGUUCUUCAAUCGAUUUGCGAUAAGUAUCGCAUUUUUCGCGCUCCUCUGUCCAAUUCUAAUGUUUCUACACGGCCGCAAUUUUUCCCAAUUCUCCAAAAACGUCAUCAUUUCCCUGUUCGAACUUGCCGUAAGUUGUUAUACAAUUCUAACACCCUACAUCGUCUACAAAUACAAUGCCACGUGGCAAGCCGAAUUCCAGAAAGUCUUGCAAAAAGUGAGUUAGAAACUACGAUGCUCCGCGUUUACACCUCGAUGUUUGUUUUUUGCAGGUGAUUUUCUUCAAGAAGCGAGUUGAGGUCACGAAUUUCUCGCAAGAGCUCUCGAAAAAUUCGAUGGGAAAAAGUUUGCGAGACACUUUUGGGAAGGAGAUGAACAUCGGAAUCGGACAACAAUCUGAAACCUAUUUUAGACAGUUGACUAACACUUGGGAUCAUGUUUGA